Micropterus salmoides (largemouth bass) is the source of this 3489-nucleotide messenger RNA. Its product is annotated as retinoic acid receptor gamma-A-like. Bases 396 to 1856 code for a protein of 486 amino acids. The transcript is spliced from 8 exons. The record is from RefSeq and is a predicted model, not a curated record. Gene Ontology annotation, molecular function: zinc ion binding; nuclear receptor activity; RNA polymerase II cis-regulatory region sequence-specific DNA binding. Gene Ontology annotation, biological process: retinoic acid receptor signaling pathway; cellular response to corticotropin-releasing hormone stimulus; regulation of transcription by RNA polymerase II. Gene Ontology annotation, cellular component: nucleus; transcription regulator complex. Lineage: Eukaryota; Metazoa; Chordata; Actinopteri; Centrarchiformes; Centrarchidae.
AGCAUGCAGAUAGUUGGCUGAGUCUGUGGUGGAGUUUGAGAGGCCCAGAGAGCCGCAAGAGGGGAGCUGAGAUCAGUUACAGCAGAAAAGGCAAAGCAGGCAGGCAAGCAAGUGAUCUGGGAAAAAGAGAGGCUAAAAGUAGCCCGGGUUGUGGAGCAGAAGUAAGGCAAGAAAGAAGAUAUUUGGUCUGUCCAGAGUACUUAGUUUGGAAGAGACGGGACAGGCGGUCAGGGGGCAACCAGAGACAGACAGACAGAAAGACAGGGAACACCUGGACUGAGCAGGGGAUUUAGUUACUUUCAGUCACUGGAAGCUUUUUCUCAGUUUUUACAGUCACUUUCUCCCCGCUUGGUUGCAGAACAAAAGAGGAGGGUUGUAGUUGUGAUUGCUUGAGCAUGUUUGACUGUAUGGAGGCUCUGGGGCUGGCCCCGCGGCCCCUAUUUGAUGUGUCCGGACAAGGCUCCUGCAUGCUCGCCAAGGCCACCCCUUACUUCUCCGGCCUGGACCCCUUUGCCUGGGCUGGGACUGGCAGCAUUCAGUCGGUGGAGACCCAGAGCACCAGCUCAGAGGAGAUGGUGCCCAGCUCUCCCUCUCCUCCGCCUCCACCUCGUGUCUACAAGCCGUGCUUUGUGUGCCAGGACAAGUCGUCUGGUUAUCACUACGGAGUGAGCUCCUGUGAGGGCUGCAAGGGUUUCUUCCGGCGCAGUAUCCAAAAGAACAUGGUGUAUACCUGCCACAGAGACAAGAACUGUCAGAUCAACAAAGUAACCCGCAACCGCUGCCAGUACUGUCGGCUGCAGAAAUGCUUUGAGGUUGGCAUGUCCAAAGAAGCGGUGCGUAAUGACAGGAACAAAAAGAAGAAGGAUGUGAAGGAGGAGGUGGUGCUGCCAGAGAACUAUGAACUGAGUGGAGAACUGGAGGAGCUGGUUAACAAAGUCAGCAAAGCUCACCAAGAGACCUUUCCAUCUCUCUGCCAACUAGGAAAAUACACCACAAAUUCAAGUGCUGACCACAGAGUACAGCUGGACUUGGGCCUGUGGGAUAAGUUCAGUGAGCUGUCCACUAAGUGCAUUAUAAAGAUUGUGGAGUUUGCCAAGCGCCUACCGGGCUUCACUACGCUCACCAUCGCUGACCAGAUCACCCUCCUCAAAUCUGCAUGUCUGGACAUCCUGAUGUUGAGGAUAUGCACUCGCUACACCCCAGAACAGGACACGAUGACCUUCUCAGAUGGCCUGACUCUCAACAGGACCCAGAUGCAUAACGCUGGCUUCGGUCCGCUCACAGACCUGGUGUUUGCCUUUGCUGGCCAGCUGCUGCCUUUGGAGAUGGACGACACAGAGACGGGCCUACUCAGUGCCAUCUGCCUCAUCUGCGGAGACCGGAUGGACCUGGAGGAGCCACAGAAGGUAGACAAGCUCCAGGAGCCGCUGCUAGAGGCUCUGAAGAUCUACACCCGCCGCAGACGCCCUAACAAGCCUCACAUGUUUCCUCGCAUGCUGAUGAAAGUCACAGACCUCCGAGGAAUCAGCACCAAAGGUGCAGAAAGAGCCGUCACACUGAAGACGGAGAUCCCAGGCCCCAUGCCUCCACUGAUCAGAGAGAUGCUGGAGAACCCAGAGGCCUUUGAGGACAGCAGUGACUCAGGGGACAGCGCUACAGCAGCCCCCCCUGCCAUUAAAGCCAUCAAACAAGAGGAGAAGGCCACAGAUGAGUCGCCAGUGGAGGAGGAAGAGGACCAGGAAGAGGACGACUACUGGGAUGAAGAGAGAGAGCGAGGGACGGACAGUGACAGGGAGCUGUGCGGGGAGGUGGCGGCAGGCGCACCAAAGAAAGGUGUGACUGGGAAAACACAGUGAGAGACACAAUGAUGCUGCUUCCUCCUUCAGAUCUCUGGGCCCUCGCCCAGUAAUAUCUCCUCCAAGAAACCUCACAGAAUUAGGCUCUUAUACGAUGGUGUUGCAUACAGCACACAUUUACAUAGACUGUACAUGUUGACUGAAAGGAAACUGUGUUAAAUUCCGUAUAGGAAGCAAUGAGCGGGAGAAGCAAAAGCACUAAAUGUCAGUGGGUUGAGGAGAGUGCCACAAAAAUCACUGUGCCAAAAUGAGACUAAAAUAUGUUUCAAAAGUGUUUGUCCACCCAAAGAGGAACAAAAGGUGGUGGACAAAAGAAAAUGCACUCCUCUGCUAUCUAUAAGGGCUAUGCUUUGUAUAAAAUUGAUGGUAAAAAUACAUUGCAACAACAGAACUCUGUUGUAUCCAUUUGCCGCAAAUGUCCUCUCAGAAUUCCUUUUAUUACUAUUCAGAGAGAUGCUACUUAUUUUUUUAUUGUAUUUUUUUUAAGCAUGUACACAAUUCUGUUCUUUCUUUAUGCCUGUUUUUGGGACUCUUUGUUGCUUUUCUUGUAUACUUUUCACUUCAGUCCUGCUCACAAUUGACUGGACAUAUGUGUUUGUGUUUUGCCUUUAAUUUUAUGCAUUUCUGAUUUAUUGGACACAGUCAAAAGCAAUAGCAAAGAGAGAGAGAGGGAGAGAACAGGUGUCAUGAGCAGGACUCAAACUCACAAUGUCACAAGCACAUGGUAUCUCUGAUGAGUCAAAUAUCUGAGAGAAUUUAAUUUCAGCUCUGGUGCUUGUGAUCCAAAUGAGACUCUUAACAAAGAAUGCAAAACAACUACAGAAACAUAUCUCCACCUCUUGCUAAAAAUACAGACUUACACACUAUAGUUUUAAAAAAAAACGUAGAUAAAGAAUCUGCAGGGUGGAUUUAACGUCAUCACACAAUCUCAGGUUGAUUCUAUCAGGGCCAAGUCUCACCUGUCAAUACAGUAUUUCAAGAAAACUGUUACGUCCCCAUCUUUAACAAAAGUUAUUCUUACACCAAGAAGAAGGGAUACUUAGAAACGGAAAUUGUAUAUGCCCUCGGUACAGCAACCACGUACAGGUAAGCCAUAAUAUUUUCAUUUUGUAAGCGUGAGCAAAGAAUCACCCAAACAGACAUGACCCUUAAAAGCAGUUUACUUCACAGAAAACCUCAGGUGUGUAUGUGUGCUUGUGUGCAUGAGUGUGUAACUGAGAGCAUUUACAGACAGAGUGAUGUAGAGAUGUGAUGUUACUGUCAUUAGCGCCAUAACCCAUAUUGAGCAUUUACGCAGAAGUCUAAUUAUUAGUUCUCUUAAAAACACACAUAAAACAGGUUUUGUGACAAUAACAAAAACACAAAAUGUUUUUAAAAGUUUACUCACCGAAAGACUUCUGGUGGACAGUAGGACAUUGAUGCUGAUGCAAGCUGACCAAGAAUCACAUGAUCAAUUAUAACUGAGGUUGGAACCGUCCAAACAAAACAAAAGCUUUACAUUUGGGUGACGUGUCUGCUGAAGCAUGGGAUGAUGGCUUCAAAUGAUGUGUGUUCAUGUGUGCUGUAUCUAACGAGUGAUGCAAAAUAUGGAUUCUGUAAAAUAAAUUCUUAUUUGUUUUUCAUUGAGACUAUA